Messenger RNA from Fukomys damarensis (Damara mole-rat), 2838 nucleotides. RefSeq names its product galectin 8 (gene Lgals8). NCBI's taxonomy places the organism in Eukaryota, Metazoa, Chordata, Mammalia, Rodentia, Bathyergidae. The record is from RefSeq and is a predicted model, not a curated record. The transcript has 11 exons. Gene Ontology annotation, molecular function: carbohydrate binding. The coding region runs from base 363 to 1313 and encodes 316 amino acids.
CAAAGUGUUUCCUAAGGAAGCCGGUCGCCAGAGGCUGUGUAGGAGGCCCAGCCGGGUUAGAGUCCCGGCCGUCCAGCAGCACACAAAAGCACGCCGACACCGGCGGAUCCAGGCAGCGGGAAAGAGGAAAAGCGCGCGGAUUGACUCCUCUCACUUCCCGUAGCCGCCUGGACGCAGGGUCCCGCCGGACCGCACCGCACUCCUCGGCGGACGAACAGCUCCCGGGCGGGGCGGCUGCAACCUCCGUCCCGGGGCAAAUAUUUGCUUCAAUCUGGAUAACCUUCACAUGGAACAUAGUUAAAAUCUUAAUCACUGAAGAGAGAUUCCAGUCAACAAAGUCUAUAUUACAUUGGAAAAGAAUUAUGUUAUCCUUAAACAACCUUCAAAAUGUCAUCAAUAACCCGACAAUCCCGUAUGUUGGCACCAUUUCUGAGCAGUUGGAGCCUGGAUCCUUGAUUGUCAUCCGUGGCCAUAUUCCUAGUCAUGCUGAGCGAUUCCAGGUGGACCUGCAGUGCGGCAGCAGCAUGAAGCCCCGGGCCGAUGUGGCCUUUCACUUCAACCCCCGCUUCAAGCGGACCAACUACAUUGUCUGCAACACUCUGACAAACGAAAGGUGGGGAUGGGAAGAGAUCACCUAUGACAUGCCCUUCCAGAAAGAAAAAUCUUUUGAAAUUGUGAUCAUGGUGCUGAAAGACAAAUUCCAGGUGGCUGUGAAUGGAAAACAUACUCUGCUGUAUGCCCACAGGAUUAAACUAGAGAAAAUAGACACACUGGGCAUUUAUGACCACGUGAAUGUUCACUCAGUUGGCUUUAGAUUCAGCUCGGAUUUACAAAGUACCCAAGCAUCUACUCUAGGACUGACAAACAUAAAUAGAGAAAAUGUACAAACGUCUGGCAUUUCACAGCUUACCCUGCCCUUUGAAGCAAGGUUGAAUUCCCCAAUGGGUCCUGGACGAACUGUUGUCAUUAAAGGAGAAGUAAAUACAAAGGCCAAAAGCUUUAAUGUUGAUCUAGUAGCAGGAAAAUCAAAGGAUAUUGCUCUACACUUGAACCCACGCCUGAAUAUUAAAGCAUUUGUAAGAAAUUCUUUUCUUAAUGAUGCCUGGGGAGAAGAGGAGAGAAAUAUUACCUUCUUCCCAUUCAGUCCUGGGAUGUACUUUGAGAUGAUAAUUUAUUGUGAUGCUAGAGAUUUCAAGGUUGCAGUCAAUGGAGCACACAGCCUGGAGUACAAGCACAGAUUUCUGCAGCUGGGCAGCAUUGACACGGUGGCCAUCAGUGGUGACAUCCGCUUACUGGAAGUAAGGAGCUGGUAACCAGCAGGAGUGCCACAAUCCCCAAAUACAGAAUGGCUGUGAGAUCUUGGCUGAGUCAGCACUCUCCCUGUUCCCGCCUUGUUGAAACUGCACUUCUGUAGCAUUAUGCUCCACUGUUGUCCCACUGCCCUGAGAGGAAAUCCAAGGCGACCACCACAUACAGUCAGUCAUUGAGGCGAUGGCUUUCUCCCCACAAGGCCUCUUUCAAAACCACACUCAGGAAGUAUUUAGUAAGUGCCUACUUACUUAGCCACUAACUGGCAUUGAGCACAUUUUCUGUCAGCACUGUGAUAGAGGUAGAUGUGCACAAGUGGUGGUGUGGAGCAGUGUCCCUUUGGGGCUUGGACUUUUGGUGCCCAUGUGCACUGUCUGCCUUGUUGGGUCCAUUGGGUUAAGGAUCGUGCAGCUGUUCAGUCACAUAAAAUACUUUCCGGAAGAUGCUACCCCCUCCACAGCAAGUACCUAUAGUGUCUCAGUCGCUUUACCAAAUAAUUACCAUGAACAUGACAUCUGAGCUAAGCAGAGAAGGCCAAAAGCACCCCGCCAACCAAAAAACAACCCCAAAGUAAAUAACCCAUGGUGUUGAGCUGUUGAUGUUUCUGUGAGCUCUGAAGUGCAGGGUUGUGUGCACACAGUGUGUUUAAAGCAGAGGGUAGGUAAUUCAGUUUCUUAAACAUUUGUGGGCAACGAAAUAAUGUCAAAAUGAAAUGUAGUGAAUAGGCACUAUGAGAAGGCAAAAUCUACCCAUGAGACCAAAGAAAGCAGAGGCAGCAUUAAAAUGUUUGCGUGCAAACCAGCAUUCACCUCUGCUCUUCUAAAGAUUAGUCCAGCAGCAGCAGUGAGAUCAAAACAUUGUUCCGCUUUAAGUGAUUAAAAUCUAACCUGUAUCAGCAAGUUAAACUGUUGCAUUCUGUAAUGUUUCUAUUACUUGAAGGGAGUUGGCAGAAGUUCCAUGUAAAGAAUCUUUACAGGUCAGGUCUUGUUAGGAGAUUUCAAAGGUUCGAGCCUAGGGAGGAAAAUAAGCUAAAUUGGUCAGGUCAUUUUAUACUAACUGGGCAGAAUUCUGUCAUUGUUUAGGAAGAUCUUCAUAACAGAUCUGGUUAGAUAUUUGUAUCCAUAUAUUAAAAAGAAUACUAUCAAUCUUGUUUUUAAAAAAGUACUCAAGCAUUGAAACUGCUAGCUCUCAGUUCUUUCAUAUUCAUUUACUAUGUCAAACUUAAGGACAUGGUGUGUUUGCAUGUUGGAGGUGGGCAGGGAUAGCUGUAGGAGGCAAGAAGGUUCUAGAAUCCUCCAGGGCUAUUUCUUUUUCAUAACAAAUAGCAGAAUGCACAACGGAGAUGGCAGAGACCAACAGUCACUUAAGAAAAAACAAAAGCUCACUCAUUUCCUGUCAAGUCUUUAAAAAUUCAUUUUUGUUUUACAUGGAGCUAUUAGACUGAUUCUUUGCUACAAAAAAUGCAAAUUUCAAAAUUUUUUAAAAAAGAAUGAACUUUAUCGAUACACGCAAGCUUUGUCUCAAAACUAC